Messenger RNA from Ictalurus furcatus (blue catfish), 7754 nucleotides. RefSeq names its product doublecortin-like kinase 2a (gene dclk2a). Gene Ontology annotation, molecular function: ATP binding; protein kinase activity. Lineage: Eukaryota; Metazoa; Chordata; Actinopteri; Siluriformes; Ictaluridae. The coding region runs from base 375 to 2603 and encodes 742 amino acids. Gene Ontology annotation, biological process: protein phosphorylation; intracellular signal transduction. The record is from RefSeq and is a predicted model, not a curated record. Gene Ontology annotation, cellular component: microtubule cytoskeleton. The transcript has 18 exons.
UGAUGUGGAGGUUUUCCAUUCCUGAUCAGCAGCUUCACGACUGAAUGGAUGCCUUUUUUUCAGUGGGAUUCUCAUCUUCUAGAUCUAUUAAACAUUUUUGUGAACUCUUUGGGAAUUGGGUGCCAAUCCUAGGAGUUGACUUUGGAUUCUUUUAAACGGAUUUGUGGGUAUUAUUGGAUUUUUAGGAGCAUUUUAGUAAUCGGAUGCGCAACUUGUAGCCAAGUUCAGAUGAGUCCUUUCUGACAGCAGAAAAGCAUUCUUGCUGAGAUUGAUGAGCUUCAUAAGGCGGUUCGGUGACGCGAAACCGGGCCGCUUCAUCAUUACGCACCGCCGACGCGUAAACCCAUUCGUUCACACGUCCAGCACUCUGCAUCAUGUCUUUAAGCAGAAGCAUCGAGUGGGAGCACUUUGAGGAGAGGGAGAAGGCACCACGUUCGGGUCGCGGAUGCGCAGCCGGAUCUCGUUGCGCGUCCCGGGGAAACGGGAACGGGUACGGGUCCGUGGCGAGUCCCGCGCACAGCGCGCACUGCAGCUUCUACCGGGCGCGCACCCUGCGCUCACUCGCUGCCGAGAAGAAGGCGCGGAAAGUGCGCUUCUACCGCAACGGAGACCGCCACUUCGAGGGCUUGGCGUACGCUGUAUCCGGAGACCGCUUCCGCUCUCUGGACGCGCUGCUCGUGGAGCUCACGCGCUCUCUGUGGGACGGCGCGAGCUUACCGCAGGGAGUGCGCUGCAUUUAUACUAUAGACGGAGCGAGGAAGGUCACCAGUCUGGACGAGCUUGUAGAGGGUGAGAGCUACGUCUGCGCCUCCAACGAGCCCUUCCGCAAAGUGGACUACACCAAAAACGUCAACCCCAACUGGUCGGUGAACGUUAGGGCAGGCACAUCGCGCUCCCUCUCCUCUUUACCCAUACUAAAGAACGAGCUGAGGGAGCGAGAAAGCAAGGAUUUCAUCCGGCCCAAGCUGGUGACGGUGAUCCGGAGCGGCGUGAAGCCACGCAAGGCCGUGCGCGUCCUCCUGAACAAGAAGACGGCACACUCGUUCGAGCAGGUGCUCACGGACAUCAGCGACGCCAUCAAACUGGACUCGGGAGUGGUGAAGAGACUCUACACGCUGGAGGGGAAGCAGGUCACGUGUCUGCAGGACUUUUUUGGCGAUCACGACGUGUUCAUCGCGUGUGGUCCGGAGAAGUACCGCUAUGCUCAGGAUGAUUUUUUGUUGGAUCACAGUGGUAAGGCUUGUGCAGCCUUUCUGAAUGAGUGCCGUGUGCUGAAAUCUUCCUGUACUUCUCGCUCCACUACUCCAGUGAGGUCCAGUGGCAGUAAGAGUCCGGCACGGCACAGCAAAUCUCCUGGAUCAGUGAGGAAAAAUUCUCCGUACUUGUCCGCCAGCAGUCAGUCUCCAGUCAAAUCCCCAGUUAACGGAGUGGUUCCCAGUCUGAGUCAGAUUUCCACCCCCAAAUCCACCAAGUCCUCCAACUCGUCCCCCACGAGUCCCCGCAGCAUGCGAAACUUCAAGUUUAGUUGCAACAAGCGGACGGGGGCCGCCUUCCAUCUUUCUGUGAAGAUCCCGACUCAUCACUCGUCAGUGUCUAACGUGAGCGUCUCGUCCGAGCAGCAUCAGCCUCAACACACUGACAACACCAGCCCUGAGGUUAAUGGAAACAGAAACCAUACAGCCUCUGCCAUCGUGGAAAAGUACAAAGUGGGGAAAGUUAUCGGUGAUGGGAAUUUUGCAGUGGUAAAGGAAUGUGUUGAACGGUCCACUGGAAAGGAGUUCGCCUUAAAGAUCAUUGAUAAGAAUAAAUGUCGAGGCAAAGAGCACCUGAUUGAGAGCGAGGUGGCCGUACUAAGGCGAGUCAAACACCCCAACAUCAUAAUGCUGAUGGAGGAAGUGGACACGCCCUCUGAGCUCUAUCUCGUCAUGGAGCUGGUCAAGGGUGGAGAUCUGUUCGAAGCCAUCACGUCGUCUACGAAGUACACCGAGAAAGACGCCAGUGCCAUGGUGUACAACCUGGCUGCUGCUCUUAAAUACCUGCACAAGAUGAACAUCGUGCACCGAGACAUCAAACCCGAAAACCUUCUGGUGUGCGAAUAUCCAGACGGCACCAAAUCUCUGAAGCUGGGGGACUUCGGUUUGGCGACGGUGGUGGAAGGACCGCUGUACACCGUGUGUGGGACCCCAACUUACGUCGCCCCGGAGAUUAUAGCAGAGUCGGGGUAUGGUAUAAAGGUGGACAUCUGGGCAGCAGGUGUGAUUACCUACAUCCUGCUGUGUGGCUUCCCACCUUUCCGGAGUGAGAAUAAUGUGCAGGAGGAGCUGUUUGAACAGAUCCUGCAGGGCCAUGUGGACUUUCCCUCUCCGUACUGGGACAACAUCACUGACUCGGCCAAGGAGCUGAUUGGCCAGAUGCUUCAGGUGAACCCUGAGAUGAGGUACACGGCAGAAGAUAUUUUGUGUCACCCUUGGGUCACGGACGACGCUGCAGUGGAUAACAACAUGAAGAUGGAGGUGAUGGGGAAGCUCAAGAAGCACUUUACGUCCACACAGAAAGAGGGCAACACCACCGCCGGAGUGUCUGUUAUUAUGUUUGAGAUCUAAAUCCAGAGCUGUAUCUGUGCACAGCCCUCGUCUCUCCCAGGACCAGACGAUGCCCGCUGCUGGAUUCUGGGUAUUUGACUCCAAAUCUACACCUCCGUCGGACAAAUCUAAUCUCUUUACUAAAGCUUACUUCGUCUGUCCUGACUCUUCUAGAUCUGCUGCUCUUUGCGCUGUUGCAGUGCCUCCUUCUGGUCUCAUGGUUUGCUCCGGCUCUUACAAGUUUAGAUUUCUGACCAAAAGCCUUUUCUCUGCUAGAACACACCCUGUCCGUGUUUAGGAAAAAUACGUAAAGGAAUACUCCAGUGUUUUGCAAAGGGUCAGUGGUUAAAGGCUCUGGGUGACUGAUCAGAAGGUCAGGAGGUCAAGCCCCAGCACUGCCAAGCUACCACUGUUGGGCCCUUGAGCAAGGCCCUUAACCCUCAACUGCUCAGUUGUAUAAAAUGAGAUAAAUGUAAGUCGCUCUGGAUAAGCGCGUCUGUCAAAAAUGUACUGUAAUGUAAAUGUAAUGUCCAUCCUCUCCACUGCAUCAGUAGUGUACACAUGAUUACCACGGAUAAGAAAUCGGACUUGUUUCCCGUGUCUCGGAUAACGUUACAGCCGAAAUAAAAACCUCACGAGUACCGAUACGUGGAUUUCUGUCGAACGGUUUAAUGAAUUCUUCACUCAAAGGUAUUUGUAAAUAAAUCCUUUAAAAAACUGGAACAUGGAAGCAUGAUUGGCGUUCGUGGUAAUGAAACACGCAGUGCCGUUGCGAUGAGUAAAGAUUCGGUUGAAAAAACGCUGGAGUACUCCUUUAAUCAGAUCCUCAAGGACUGGAGCUAGAUAUACAGUAUUGUAACUCCUCUCAGUCUCAACCUCUCCAUGAAUCAGUGUCUUUUCACCUCAUUCCCAGCUGCCCAAGUCUCCGUCGUGUUGUCUGUGUCGCAGUGUGUUGAGUCGCAUGUCGUUUCUUUAAGCAUCAUGCAAAGCUAAUAACCGCUUAAAGUAUUAACCCUGUCUGAGGAAGACAUGUCGGUCUUUCUCGGUCACGCGUUCACAAGUAUUUCACAGGAAAUAGUGCAUUCAAAGAACAAUGUACGUUAUUCACCGUUAUUAAUUCACCAUGUAUAGGAAAUGUGCUGCCUCCUUGUGGCCAAAGUGGAAUUCCUGCUUCUCUGACCGCUGCGUGUGUGUGUGAGAGAGAGAGACAUUCAGAUUUAAGUGAAAAAUAAAAGCUAAUUUGUAUUUCGGAUUUUUUUUUUCUAAAGGAAAGUUAAUUGUUAGCAAAUUUUUGGCAAUGAUCCGCACUUUUGUAUUCUGAAAUAUCCUGUAAUUGAGCUCCUACCUGCUUCUUUUUUCCGUCAACGUUUCACAAACGAAAACCUUCAAAUCCACAGAUUGGUAUGCGAGUGCCAUUCCACUUCUCUGAAGGAUUCCCAAUUCAUAUCCAUUAGAUUAGCAAGUAUUAAAACACUCGGCGCCAUGCCGUUCUGGGAAAAUAUUCGACAAUAACACUGUGUAGAGCUUUUAUUCUUUUCCUUUAACAGCUCGUCCCAAACGGUUUUCUUCGUCUCAUACCACAGCAGUUUGAAUUAAUGAAUCAAAUAUUCUAUAAGUCACACUUUUUUUAUUUAUUUAUCCGUUUGUAGUAUACACAUAUAGUGUUGUAGAACCUUAAACACGCGAAACAAGUUAUUUCACGUUGUCACGUACAUUAUUACAGCUAUAAAAGGUACUGAAUGUUACAUAGUGCUGACACUGGAGACUCCUUACAUACUGUAAAUGUUAAAUAAACGUCUCCGUGCAGAAAACUCCGGCAUGUUAACAGUGAUACGUUUUUCUUUGUUAAAUAACUCUGCACUUUAAAAAUAAAUAGAAAUAAUAAUAAACAGUUUAUUAGAUUGUGCCGGAAUACUGUCCGAGCUGCUGUUAUAGAAAAUGAAUCAGCACCUUCUGACCAAUCAGAAUCGAGAAUUUAACAGUGCUGUGGUGUAAGACUACAUUAAAUCGGAAGCAGUCAAGGUUCACGUUUAAAAAUCUUGACAGUCCCGAUUUUGCGUUCGGAGAAACGAGCGCGGAAUCAAGCAAACUCGACGAUAUUCGGAGUAGCGUGCUGUUUUUCAAAAUUUCCACAGAUUUUGCGCCCAAGAUGGGUCAUGUGACGUUAAGACUUUAGCCCAAGAUGUGUCAUGUGACGUCAUCACGGCGCACGUUCAGUUGAAAGCCCUCUUCGAUUCACGUGCGUCAAUCAUGAGUACAGCUAAAAGAUCUCGUUUACCGAUGAACAUCACUGCGAAAUUGCAAUUUCACCGAUUCAAGUAGUUUUCCACAAAAAAGCACCAAAAAAAAAAAAACCCAAUUGCUGGAAAAAUGCCGAAGCAUUUUUAUCGAGCAUUUUUGGCCGCAUCAAUCACAAAAGAACUCCUGUGCGGACUGACUAGAGUCCCGGAACUACGGCCAAUAUUUUGUUCAUAUGUUGAUUUGAAAUACUUUCAUACUGUGAUCCUACAGAGAAUAAAAUCAGUCAGAGUCUCAUACCACAACUAGACAAACAUAUGUUAAAAAUGUCCCAAAUUAUUUUGUAAAUUUGUUCUCUUGGUUAAAACACCACUAACCAGACCUACAGAUCAUAUUUCCCUGGUAAUUAUCGAUAAUUUUCCAGCCAGUGAUUUGCCCACCCCUGGACGUGAAGAUUCGAUAUCAGUUAUAUAGAUAAGAUAUGAAGUAUGUGUUAGGGGUCCUUCAGAUAAAGUGUUAUGGAGCUGUAGAGGUGUGUUUGUGCUCUGUAUGUUGUUGCUAUGUAUGCGUUCUGUGAGUAAGCCUAGUCUCUGUACCUCUGCUUCUGCACCCCUCCAUCGGCAUACCUAUCCUCUGAGUAGCUCCAGGCCAAUGGUAUGUACUAACACUAACAGCUCUGCUUCUUACACCUGGCUUCUGUCUUCUCCAUCCAUGUCACACACUUCCACUGACACUGAGGGAGAGUGAGCAAAACACCAGUGAAUAUUUAUUUAUGACAGCCAGGCUCACUUAGAACUGGACAAUGAGGAACUGAAAUGAAUUUAAUGGGGAUUAUGUCAUGAAUCUACACAAAACAGUUCAUAGUGGGGGGAAAAUUCUACAACGUCUAAGGGUAAUGUGCAGCAUGAUGCUGCCGCCACCAUGCUUCACUGCUCUAACAGCUUGCUUCAUAUUGUAACACUACAAAAUGUGGAAAAGUUCAAGGGGGUGAAUACUUGGGAAAUCUACCAUUUCUUGUUAAGAAAAUUUUUGUUGUAGUUGUUGAAGUUCCGUGGACAUGUUCAAAUGAGCAUACGUGACUGACAACUCUCUGUCAAAGUAUCAUCCUACUGAAUUAUAGAAUUUUAACAGCAGGCUACACUCGCUUGCGUAUAUUUCACAAGUAUUGCUAACAAGGUUAGUUUCUCACUAGGUUAUUUUUUUCAUAGAUUACCUUGUCCCUAGGUUAGUUUUCCCUUAGGUUAGGUUUUCACUAGGUUACUUUUUUGCUAGGUUAUUUUUUUCCCUAGGUUAUUAUUUUUUUUUUUUGCUAAUUUAGUUUUUCACUAAUUUAGUUUUUCACUGGGCUAGUUUUUUGCUAGGUUAGUUUUUCUCUAAUUUACCUUUUUUUUGCUAAGUUACUUUUUCACUAGGUUGCUUUUUCACUGGAUUACUUUUUUGAUAGGCUAAUUUUUUUGCUAAGUACAUUUUUGCUAGGUUAUUUUUCACUAGGUAACUUUUUCACUAGGUUACUUUUUUGCUAGGUUAUUUUUUCCCUAGGUUAUUUUAUUAUAUUUUUUUGCUAAUUUAGUUUUUCAUUAGUUUAGUUUUUUGCUGGGUUACUUUUUCACUAAGUAGCUUUUUCACUAGGUUAAUUUUUUGCUAGGUUACUUUUCACUAGAUUACUUUUUCACUAGGUUACUUUUUCACUGGGUUUGUUUUUUUGCUAGGUUAUUUUUCACUAGGGUACUUUUUGCUAGGUUAUUUUUUUUCCCUAGGGUUUUUUUUUUUUUUUGCUAAUUUAGUUUUUCACUAGUUUAGUUUUUCACUAGUUUAGUUUUUCACUAGGUUACUUUUUCACUGGGUUUGUUUUUUUGCUAGGUUAUUUUUCACUAGGUUACUUUUUGCUAGGUAAUUUUUUUCCCUAGGUUUUAUUUAUUUAUUUUUUUUGAUAAUUUAGUUUUUCACUAGUUUAGUUUUUAACUAGUUUAAUUUUUCACUAGGUUACUUUUUCACUGGGUUUGUUUUUUUUUUUUUGCUAGGUUAUUUUUCACUAGGUUAUUUUUUUCCCCAGGGUUUUUUUUUUGUUGUUGUUUGUUUUUUGCUAAUUUAUUUUUUCACUAAGUAACUAUUUCACUCAGUAACUUUUUCACUAGGUUACUUUAUUUGCUAGGUUACUUUUCACUAGAUUAUUUUUUCAGUAGUUUAGUUUUUCACUAGAUUAAUUUCUUGCUAGAUUCAUUUUUUACUACAUUAGUUUUCCACAGGUUAAGUUUUCAGUAGGUAGUUUCUUAAGUCAGUUUUUCAGUAAGCUGAGACCUUUUCCAGUUUAAGUUUGAUAAUUUUGUUCAAUAAUAUAACCAGUCCCAAACAUAAGAUUUUCUCAUUCUAAGGUAUUUAACCAUUCUAAAAUGUUGAAACAGUGAAAGUAGAAUAUUCCAUUUCUUACAACAUAUGCAUCACAAUAUUUAAAAAAAUAUAUAUUUAAUAUGUUCAUUUUAAACAUGUUAAAUAUUGUAUAUUAUGAUAUGUCUACAUGCAUUGUUUUUGUCGAACUACACAGUGAAUUCCUCACAUCAAAACAAGCUGAUCAGCCAGUCCGAGGAAAUAAUGUGUCAGGAAUUUCACUUAUGUUUUCUCACUCUCCUUCACACCACAGUUAAUCUGCUUUUCCUUCUAAUUUUCUAUGUAUUAAGGUACUACAUACAUUUUUGCUAUUGUUUUUUUUGUUUUUGUUUUUUUUUAAAUAAAGAAGCUUUCUAAAUACAGAAUUAAACAAACCCAAACCAGAAUAAGAAUAUUAAGAAUAAGAUAAGGACUAAAUGUGAGAUAUAAGAUGAGUACUACUGAAUUCUUAAAACAGUUUCACACUGUCUUUCAUUCCACGUCCAUUUCACUUCAUAACCAUAAUCUCUCUGUGUCUGUUUUCCACCUUCCAUGCACACAUGACCUCUG